CCCCUGGGAACCAGAGCCCGAGGCCGAGCCGGAGCCGGAGCGCAGGCCUAGGCGAGGGGAGGUGGCGGCGCCGAGGCUCGAUUAGGAGUCGCUGCUGAGGCCGGGCCCAGUCUCCGCCGGUCGACGAGGGAGGACAGGCUGUUCAUCAUGGGUGGCUUUUUCUCAAGCAUUUUUUCCAGUCUGUUUGGAACCCGGGAAAUGAGGAUUUUAAUUUUGGGAUUAGAUGGAGCAGGAAAAACUACAAUUUUGUACAGAUUACAGGUUGGAGAAGUCGUUACUACUAUUCCUACCAUUGGAUUUAAUGUUGAGACGGUAACAUACAAGAACCUAAAAUUCCAAGUCUGGGAUUUAGGAGGACAGACAAGUAUCAGGCCAUACUGGAGAUGUUAUUAUUCAAACACAGAUGCAGUCAUUUAUGUAGUAGACAGUUGUGACCGAGACCGAAUUGGCAUUUCCAAAUCAGAGUUAGUUGCCAUGUUGGAGGAAGAAGAGCUGAGAAAAGCCAUUUUAGUGGUGUUUGCAAAUAAGCAGGACAUGGAACAGGCCAUGACUCCCUCGGAGAUGGCAAAUUCACUUGGGUUACCUGCCUUGAAGGACCGAAAAUGGCAAAUAUUCAAAACUUCAGCAACCAAAGGCACUGGCCUUGAUGAGGCAAUGGAAUGGUUAGUUGAAACAUUAAAGAGCAGACAGUAAUUCAGUCACUUCUGCUCCUUUGAAACGAAGACCACAUCACAUACCCCUUUGGAAACAGUUAAAGUGUGCUUCACACUACUAAAUGUUAAAACCGUAUGAUUAUCAGCAUAUACCAAACUGACUGCAACAUUUGUAAUAAAUAUUAAAAAUAAGUAUUUGGUUGGAAGGGUAACUCAUCGUGAUUGAAUCAACUGAAUGUCUGUUCUGUAUAAUGUAAAAUAUUCCUUCCUUGUUAUCUUUUGUUAAGGUAUAUAUUCUAUUUGUGUGGAAUUCUUAUUCAG
Molecule: messenger RNA, 974 nt
Organism: Eubalaena glacialis (North Atlantic right whale)
Lineage: Eukaryota; Metazoa; Chordata; Mammalia; Artiodactyla; Balaenidae
Product: ADP-ribosylation factor-like protein 1
Exons: 1
Coding region: 148-693 (181 amino acids)
Biological process (GO): vesicle-mediated transport; intracellular protein transport
Cellular component (GO): cytoplasm; Golgi apparatus
Molecular function (GO): GTP binding; GTPase activity
Source: RefSeq, a predicted model, not a curated record